This is a messenger RNA of Mizuhopecten yessoensis (Yesso scallop), 903 nucleotides long. RefSeq lists its product as uncharacterized. The coding region runs from base 1 to 903 and encodes 300 amino acids. The record is from RefSeq and is a predicted model, not a curated record. The transcript is spliced from 3 exons. Lineage: Eukaryota; Metazoa; Mollusca; Bivalvia; Pectinida; Pectinidae.
AUGCCGAGUAAGAGUGCUACCUCACUGAAAGACAAUGCCGAAGGCACCCAAUACAACAUUCUGCUCGGGGGUGAGGACAGGGGUGGCGAGAACAGGGGUGAGGACAGGGGUGGCGAGAACAGGGGUGAGGACAGGGGUAGCGAGAACAGGGGUGAGAACAGGGGUGAGAACAGGGGUGGCGAGAACAGGGGUGGCGAUAAGAGGGGCGAGAGCAGGGGUGAGAACAGAGGUGGCGAGAACAGGGGUGAGGACAGGGGUGGCGAGAACAGGGGUAAGGACAGGGGUGGCGAGAACAGGGGUGAGAACAGGGAUGAGAACAGGGGUGGCGAGAACAGGGGUGAGGACAGAGGUGGCGAGAACAGGGGUGAGAACAGGGUCGAGAACUGGGGUGAGAACAGGGGUGGCGAGAACAGGGGUGAGAACAGGGUUGAGAACUGGGGUGAGAACAGGGGUGGCGAGAACAGAGGUGAGAACAGGGGUGGCGAGAACAGGGGCGAAAGCAGGGGUGAGAACAGGGGUGGCGAGAACAGGGUCGAGGACAGGGGUGGCGAGAACAGGGGUGAGAACAGGGGUGGCGAGAACAGAGGUGAGAACAGGGGUGGCGAGAACAGGGGUAGCGAGAACAGGGGUGGCGAGAACAGGGUCGAGAACAGGGGUGGCGAGAACAGGGGUGAGAACAGGGGUGAGAACAGGGGUGGCGGUAACAGGGGUGGCGAGAACAGGGGCGAGAGCAGGGGUGAGAACAGGGGUGGCGAGAACAGACAAAACGAGCGAUGUCGCUAUGCUGAUUCAUCCGGCAAGCCGGUCAUCCAUGAAAUGUAUUUAUUGAUUGUCACGCGACAGUCGGUCUGUGCCACACCUCAGAUGUAUGGUAUAGAAGUGGAGGUCACUGUGCCAAUGUGA